AUGUUGACUGCUGAACAUGUAGUUAUAGAAAGCCACUUAGAUAGGUCUAAUGAUAAUAAUGCUGAUUUAUAUGAUUCAGAUAUUUCAAAUGAUAAUAAGAAUCCUAUGAGUCCUAUUAACGAUAAUAUUUUAGAAAAUAAGUCAACUCAUUCAAAUUUUAAACUUAGUGGUUUUGCUGUCAAGAAAGAAGUUAUGCAUAAAGAAGAACAAAAGUUCAAAGAAGCUGAUAUUAUAAAAAAGUCUUAUUUGAAACUUAACCAACCUAUUGAUGCUAAUGAUAAUCUGCAUUAUACUUAUUUUAAUUUGAUAAUUGAUUGUACCUUUGCAGAUCUUAAUACUGAAAAAAAUUCUAUUGCAUUUGAAAUAGCUGUUGCUUUAAACUAUCUUGAUUCUUCAAAAGGAAUUAGCAUAGUUCUAAGUGAAGUUGCAGAAUGCAUAAACCACAUUUUUGAAAAAAUACAAGUCCUAGAACAUGAAGAAUUAUAG
Messenger RNA from Cetraspora pellucida, 486 nucleotides. NCBI's taxonomy places the organism in Eukaryota, Fungi, Glomeromycota, Glomeromycetes, Diversisporales, Gigasporaceae. The record is from the annotation of a GenBank genome assembly.